UUUCUUUUUGCACCAACGAUUGAGACGUGCAAUUGCCUAUCCCUGGGCGAUGAACUCUUAGACUGCAAGUGGGACGGGAAAGCCGCGCGUUCCUGUAAACAGCUGGACUAAGCCUUGGUGCAUCCUUUGAUGGCUUUUCCCCUCUUCGCUAAGUGUAGUCGCCCGUUUUUGCGGGGAAGUCUCGUUGCGCUUUGAUAUAUAUCUCAUGCCAUUCCCUUAGCAUAUUGAUAUCUGCCGCUCGUGUGAGCGGCUUUGGAGUCGUCGACGUCGUUGAGCUAGGGAUUCAGGUCGUCGUAUUCUCAAUUGCUUCGAGAGGAGCUGAGAAAGCCCAUCAAGAACCGUAACCAUGUACUUUCGAAUCGCGCUGUUUACGCGAUUAUGCGCCGUCGUUUUUUUCUACGUGAAUGUCUUUGCGCGCGCUUCAAUGGCUGUUGGAAACAAUGGGCAGGCUUCACUUGGACAACGUAAACCGGCCUACGAGUCCGGAAACCAGCACAUCCUCCACCCAAUCCCCUCCGAAGCUCUCUCCCACACGCCUUCAAUCGACCAUGCAUCGCCCACGCCUUCCCCCACCGACGCAACCACCAUGCUACAAGCCCUCCACGACGCCCUCUCAACCCUCCAAACGCACUACUUCGCCCUCUGGCUCGGCAAGUACACCACAGCCAUAGACUGGACCGCAGCCGUAACCUCGACCCACCUCUCAGCCACACUCUCAACACUCUCCCGCUCCCUCCCCUACACCCUCCCCAGCACCUUGAACGCCACGCACCCCCUCGACCUCAAAGCACAAACGCUCGAAAACGAAAUAAACCGCUACUUCGCGCACUCCACAGCCUACUACUUCGGCGAAGACCAUCUCGCGCUGCGCAUGGAAGCCUACGACGACAUGUUCUGGGUCGUCCUCGGCUGGCUGCAAAGCAUACAAAUGAUCAACACCCACGAUGCCGCGCACUACGCCGGCCCAGCCUGGCACGCAAACCAAUGGACGCCCACAUUCGCACACCGCGCGCGCGUCUUCUACGACCUCGCGUCCGCGGGCUGGGACUGGCAUCUGUGCGGCGGGGGUAUGACGUGGAACCCGCACGCGCUGCCGUACAAGAACGCUAUUACGAACCAACUCUUCAUCUCGGCGUCUGUGGCUAUGUACUUGUAUUUCCCGGGGGAUGGGAAUUGCUCGCCCUUCCUCUCCGCCUCUGAUGACUGCCAGGCACCAGCCCGCGACCCCGCACACCUCGCCAGCGCAGUGAACGCAUACACCUGGCUGAACGCAAGCGGCAUGAUAAACGCAGCAGGGCUCUACACAGACGGCUUCCAUAUCCGCGACUACCCCUCGCAUACGGUCUGCAACGAGCGCAACGAGAACGUGUACACGUAUAAUCAGGGCGUCAUACUCUCGGGGCUGCGGGAUUUGUAUCUCGCUACAUCCCAAACUUCCUACCUUGAAGACGGGCACAAGCUGGUGCGCAACGUGCUGCGCGCUACGGGGUGGCACACACACGACCACAGCCUAGGCGCAAACGGCAUCCUGGAGGAAGGUUGUGAUUCCCGCGGGAUGUGCUCGCAGAACGGACAGGCGUUUAAGGGGAUUUUCUUCCACCAUUUAACUGCGUUUUGCACCCCGUUGACGCACGGUUCGGCGAUGGCACUGCAUAGACGGAGUUGUGAGGAGUACACGGAUUGGGUUGUGCAUAAUGCGCGUGCAGCGUUGGGGACGCGCGAUAAACAGGGGAGGUUUGGCGCGUGGUGGGGCGCU
Messenger RNA from Dothidotthia symphoricarpi CBS 119687, 1756 nucleotides. RefSeq names its product glycoside hydrolase family 76 protein. The transcript has 2 exons. The annotation marks the transcript as partial. The record is from RefSeq and is a predicted model, not a curated record. Lineage: Eukaryota; Fungi; Ascomycota; Dothideomycetes; Pleosporales; Dothidotthiaceae. Gene Ontology annotation, biological process: carbohydrate metabolic process.